CGUUCAAGUAAGCAAGAGUGUGAAAACGGCCCAUCGACACACAGAUAGCAUCAUCCAGCCCCCACACGCCAGACAGCCAGCCGUCCCCGCUAGACACGAUGUUCUGUACAGGAAGCUAGCCACCCAUCGAUAUGUCAUGAAUGCGUUGGCAGCCUCACCAGCUGCAGCUCUACUCGUGGAGGGUACCCCUCCUCAUCGUCGUCAUCGUCGUCCCCCGCCCUGCUCAAAUCGGCAAUCAGCCCAUAGUGGGCUGUCUCUGCCUGGUCAAUGCACUGCUCCACUUCUCUACGGAACUCAGCCUCUCUGCUCUCACACCCCUCCCGAUUGUGCAGAGAAGUCAGAUAGACAGUCGCUUUCAGACAGACAGUCGCAGGCCGCACAGCAGCGAUCAACGCAACGCCAGACGCAAGCCCACUCAUCGUGUUGCUAUUGAUCACUUCGACAGUCAUGGAGGCGACGUGAGGGUAUCGGGUGCAGUCAGAGAUGGCGGGCACCUCUGAGCCACAAACCGAGGCCCUCGUCUGCACCUUGACGCUCUCUAGCUUGGCAGUGGGGGGCAGCUGCGAUAGGCAAAACGCUGCCACGCCCAGGUUGGGCAAACGUGUCAGACUGACUGUCGUGAGCCUGUCUAAGGUGCCCAGCAAUGUGCCUGUGCCAUCGAGCCCGACAGGCACGCCGUCACACACAACCAGAUCGAGAACGAGGCUGGUGAUGUUGGGCAGAUGGCGAUUGCCACUGGUGGUGUCGCUCUUCUCUGCCAUCCACUGCGGCACACUCGACAAGGCCCGGGACGGCGUCAGCCCCCUCACAGACAGCGUGGUGGCCUUGGUGAAGACCAUCAGGCUGGCCCAUGACUGGUCCAGAGGCCUCCCGCCACACCGCAGAGUCACCUGGCCGGACAGACAGACGGACGGACGGACGGACGCACAGGCAGACAUACAGAUAUAAGCAGGAAUUGAUGUUCGUCCCUUUGAGGCCUCCUGUCUUGGUGUGUUGCUCACCUCAUCGGCCGUGCUACACAUGUCUUUGAUCAUCUUGGCGAUGGGGCCAGUGGGUGCAGGAGGCGAAAUGACGAGGUCCCUGGAGCAGUCGAUAACCACCCCAUCGACCCUCCAGUCGACCGUGCAGUUGACCGACGCUGCAGACAAACCCACACUCAACAGAGAUGCGUAGUAUUGCAAUCCUCCCGUUUGUCCAUUUGUCGGUUCGUCCUACUAAGUUACCUGCCCAGUCGAGGAAGGUAGGGAGGCUCAUGGCAUCAGUGUCUGUGGGAUGGAGCAGCUCAUGGGUGAAGGGGACGGAGAUCUUGUCACCGACCUCCAGGCCGAGCCUCUUGUCAACAUCUGCACACAGCCACAAAAACAAUGCGGUCAGCCUGCCGGUGGCUCCUCUGUCUGUUCUUGCUUGGUGGCUCACGCACCCUUCAGGCUAUCCUUGGUCCAGAUGGGGUCGAGAGCACGCUUCAGCUUGCCCAGAGUCGACGUGAAUUCGUAGACGCCCAGGUGAACCCAGUCGAUGUCGGUGAGGUGCGGGCAUCUCUGAACGAGGAAGGCGAAAUCAUCAUACUCGUGGUCGUUGACACUCAGGUACUCGACCGCUGCACACAAGGGAGAGGGACAGAGAAUCCAUCUGUGGGUGCAGCAGCUGCAUGUGAGAGGCAUGAUUGCUUACACAGUGACUCGAGCUUUGGGGCAUGCUCCACGAUGUCCUUGGCACUAUCAGUCUGAUGGCAGCCGCGCCCCCCAACACGCAGGCGAAGAAGGGAUGGGAAUCGCCACCCUCGGAAGCUAAACACACACACACACACAGAGGGCAUGAUCAGUGCAUAGCGGUGUGACCAUGGAGAUCAGUGAUGCUUACCCGCGGUGAUAUGGCCAGUCUUCGACGUAGAGGUCCUCCAGUUGUGAGAAGCACACGCUGAACGGCGAAGUCGGCACGCUGUAGUGGUAAUCCUCAAAGCCCGAGAGGUCGUCGUCGUCCUCGAGUCUCUUGUCGCAGAGCGUCAUGCUGGUUAUGGUGUCGUGGGAGGCCUCGAUGCACUUGAGAGGGAAGUCGAGGCCCUUCCAGUGACUGCUGAUGUGCACCGUCCGCAGCCGACCCUGCAACCGGACAGACAGACAGAAGUCAGCCAUGGUCACUCCACUUCGUUGGUGCGGUGUGGUGUGGUGGCGCACCAGUUUCUGCUUCAGUGUUUUGAGGGUGGUUUGCUCUCUCCUCAGCCGCUUGGUCUGCCGUCUGAGGGCCGCCCCGGCCGCCGCCCCCUCCCCGGCCGAGUCGUCCUCUCCCUCCCUCACCGAGUCGUCCUCCUUUUCCUUCUCUUCUUCAUCCUCCUGGUCCUCUUCCUGUUCCUCUUCCUCCUCGUCGUCGUCGUCGUCUUCUUGUUGUUCUUCCUCCUCCUCCUCCUCCUCUUCUUCUUCUUCUUCUUCUUCUUCUUCUAUAUCCUCCUCACUGCUGUCGUCGCCAUCGAUGCCCAGCUCCUCGACUGUCCGCCUGGCGUUCCUCCGAAUGCCCCGAUCCCACCACUGUCGCUCGUCCAGACCAAUGACCAAGUGGCGGUACACGCCCCUGGUGUCGUCGGUGACGAGCUGCUUGAUGAACGUGUUGACGCGGGAGAGGGGCGCGGCGUCCUUGGUGGGCAGGAAGGCCAACACGAUGUGCGCCGCGUCGGGCGGCAGGCCGUCCAAACACAAACGACCGAGCUGACCACACACACAGGGGCGCACAUGUCGUGUGUGUGGAUGUUUGGGCUGGUCUGAUGUGUGGCUUGCCUGGGUUAUUGUGGCGUCUGGUGGGAGGGUUUUGGUGGCGAUGGGCUGCGGGAGUGGCGGCUUGGCGACUGCCACGUUGUCGAGUGUCUUGAUGAGACCCCGCAGCGUGUCGUAUCGCAACGCCACCGACUGCUCGACCGUCAUCAGCUUACUCGACAGGCCCGGCACCUGCCAACACACAUCACCACUCACAGGGAGAAGGAGAAGGGCGUGUGUGUGUGUGUGCGUGUGUGUGUCUGUGUGUGUACCUUGUCGGCCAGUGUGGGCGUGACGAGUGGUCGCACCUCUGACAGCACGGCCGCCGUCUGCGCCUCGAGCGAUUUGAUCUUCUCCAACAAGGGGACCAGCCAACAAACAUUCGCCUUGUCGGCCUGAGGGAAUGAACGAACACACGGGCACACACAGAGCCAUCAAGUGUGUGUGUCUGCGUGUGUCGUCCAUGCAGGUGGCUGUGCUGCUGACCCAGUCUAUGACGGGAUGCACCUCUUGGUCCGACGGCUGGCCGCCACCUACAGCUACACCAGUGCUACAUCCUCCACCUGCAUUACGAGAGUGCAUCACACAACAAAGGCAGCCGGCCAUCAAAGAGUGAGUCGGUCUGUUCUUUUCAUGAGUCCCUCUUCCCACCUCCAGCAGCAGCAGCCGCGGGCGAUGAGUCAUCGUCCACACGAGGCCGCUUGCCGGAAUUCUCGUCAGCUCCGCCACACGCCUGCAAACCAACAACAGAUCGAUCAGAGCUGGCUGCUCCUCUCUCUCUUGUUCUGUCGUGGUUGGGACCUACCUCCAUGAGUUUGCUAUGGAUGGACCAGCAGGUGGGUCAUCUCCCCCUCAGCGACAAGCCGGGCCGGGCGGCCGCGCUCGUGAGGCUUGCUCUUGAUGAGAGCACGUCCCUCUCCUUAGACGCGGACACUGACAACUCCAACACAACUCGUU
This is a messenger RNA of Vitrella brassicaformis, 3701 nucleotides long. Lineage: Eukaryota; Vitrellaceae. The record is from the annotation of a GenBank genome assembly.